GGAAUGGGGGGGUGGGGCGGGGCCCCCCACCUUUCUGACAUCAGCGCUGCCUUGGUCCCUCCUCCCGAGCCGGGGAUGGUCGCAGGUGGUCUCCAGCGUGCCUCCCUUGGAGCCAGGACCUCGCCGAGGCCCCCCACCUUGUCUCUCUUCCCUCCACGCAGCUCUCCUCCCCCCUCCCCAGCUCCCCCGGGGAGCCCCCUCCUUUCCCAUGUCCCCCAACCUCCCCCACCCCUGUGCACCAGUGUCAGUGUCUGCUGCUGAACAGACCCCAUGAGAGACCUUGCCGGCUGGGGGCAGGGCUGGGCACCCUGAGGGAGGGGCUGGACUUUUCCAAAAACCCUUCCUCACCUACUGAUUGCGUGGGUACUGGGUGUGUGGGGGGGGCGGGCACAGGCUGCAUCAGGAACUUUGGGUGCCUCCUCUACCCUGGACUUGGGGGGCACUCCUGAUACCCACAGUGGGUACGGAAACAUCACUCUACCUUGCAAUUUUUGCAGGUUGCGGGGGGUGGAUGGGAAGAAAACAAACAAAAACCUGUGUCCUGGUGUGGUUGGUGAAGGAUGGGACCCUGGACCCUAGCUCUUCCACAGGGGGCUUUGACAAUGGCGAAGGAGCAGGGCACUGAGUCCCUGGAAUCUCAAAGCCACCAGUGAGAUCUUUCCGCCCCCACUUAAGGCACAUGAGGAAGUCUGGGAGGGCUCUUGCCAAACCCUUUGUCCCCAGCCUGUGGGGUCUCUAGCAGCCAGGGAAGGAAAGAGGGGCACCACCUCUCCCCCCUCCCCCCACUAACCCUGCUCUUAAUGGCCUCCAGGGUUCACAUCUCCAGGGAGAGGGGCAGCUGGGCAGGGCAGGGGUCCCAGCCCGGAAACCCCCUUCCCAUCACCAGCCCUACCAAGCAACCGUGACUGCAGCAGCAGGAGGGGACAGCCUGGCUACCCCAGGCCGUGUGACCAACUUGCCUCUUCUCUCCCCCUCCCUCGCCUCUGCUCCUCCUCUCCCCGUGUCCUCCCCGCCCUGCCCCCCCGCCCGGCCCAGUCUUCGUGUGCCCAGGGACCCUGCAGAAGGUGUUGGAGCCCACCUCCACGCACGAGUCGGAACACCAGUCUGGCGCGUGGUGCAAGGACCCGCUGCAGGCGGGCGACCGCAUCUACGUCAUGCCCUGGAUCCCCUACCGCACGGACACGCUGACUGAGUACGCCUCGUGGGAGGACUACGUGGCCGCGCGCCACACCACCACCUACCGCCUGCCCAACCGCGUGGACGGCACGGGCUUCGUGGUCUACGACGGCGCGGUCUUCUACAACAAGGAGCGCACGCGCAACAUCGUCAAGUACGAUCUGCGCACACGCAUCAAGAGCGGGGAGACGGUCAUCAACACGGCCAACUACCACGACACGUCGCCCUACCGCUGGGGGGGCAAGACGGACAUCGACCUGGCUGUGGACGAGAACGGGCUGUGGGUCAUCUACGCCACCGAGGGCAACAACGGGCGCCUGGUGGUGAGCCAGCUCAACCCCUACACGCUGCGCUUCGAGGGCACGUGGGAGACGGGCUACGACAAGCGCUCGGCGUCCAACGCCUUCAUGGUGUGCGGAGUCCUGUACGUGCUGCGCUCCGUGUACGUGGACGACGACAGCGAGGCGGCCGGCAACCGCGUGGACUACGCCUUCAACACCAACGCCAACCGCGAGGAGCCGGUCAGCCUGGCCUUCCCCAACCCCUACCAGUUCGUCUCCUCCGUGGACUACAACCCUCGUGACAACCAGCUCUACGUCUGGAACAACUAUUUCGUGGUGCGCUACAGCCUGGAGUUCGGGCCGCCCGACCCCAGUGCCGGCCCAGCCACCUCCCCACCUUUCAGCACGACCACCACAGCCCGACCCACACCCCUCACCAGCACGGCCUCGCCCGCAGCCACCACCCCGCUCCGCCGAGUGCCCCUCACCACACACCCAGUGGGCGCCAUCAACCAGCUGGGACCUGACCUGCCUCCAGCCACAGCCCUGGCUCCCAGCACCCGGCGGCCCCCAGCCCCCAAUCUGCACGUGUCCCCAGAGCUCUUCUGUGAACCUCGAGAGGUGCGGCGGGUCCAAUGGCCAGCCACCCAGCAGGGCAUGCUGGUUGAGAGGCCCUGCCCUAAGGGGACCCGCGGAAUUGCCUCCUUCCAGUGUCUACCAGCCCUGGGGCUCUGGAACCCCCGGGGCCCUGACCUCAGCAACUGCACCUCCCCCUGGGUCAACCAGGUGGCCCAGAAGAUCAAGAGUGGGGAGAAUGCAGCCAACAUUGCCAGCGAGCUGGCCCGUCACACCCGAGGCUCCAUCUAUGCGGGUGACGUGUCCUCCUCCGUGAAGCUGAUGGAGCAGCUGCUGGACAUUCUGGAUGCCCAGUUACAGGCCUUGCGGCCCAUUGAGCGCGAGUCAGCGGGCAAGAACUACAACAAGAUGCACAAGCGGGAGAGAACUUGCAAAGACUACAUCAAGGCCGUGGUGGAGACAGUGGACAACCUGCUGCGGCCAGAGGCUCUGGAGUCCUGGAAGGACAUGAAUGCCACGGAGCAGGUGCACACAGCCACCAUGCUCUUGGAUGUGCUGGAGGAGGGCGCCUUCCUGCUGGCCGACAAUGUCAGGGAGCCUGCCCGCUUCCUGGCUGCCAAACAGAAUGUGGUCCUGGAGGUGACAGUCCUAAACACGGAGGGCCAAGUGCAGGAGCUGGUGUUCCCCCAGGAAUACCCAAGCGAGAACUCCAUCCAGCUGUCCGCCAAUACCAUCAAGCAGAACAGUCGCAACGGGGUGGUCAAAGUUGUCUUCAUCCUCUACAACAACCUGGGCCUCUUCUUGUCCACCGAGAACGCCACAGUGAAGCUGGCGGGUGAAGCAGGUACAGGUGGGCCCGGCGGCGCCUCCCUGGUGGUGAACUCACAGGUCAUCGCGGCGUCCAUCAACAAGGAGUCCAGUCGCGUUUUUCUCAUGGAUCCUGUCAUCUUCACCGUGGCCCACCUGGAGGCCAAGAACCACUUCAAUGCUAACUGCUCCUUCUGGAACUACUCGGAGCGUUCCAUGCUGGGCUACUGGUCAACCCAGGGCUGCCGCCUGGUGGAGUCCAACAAGACCCAUACCACGUGUGCCUGCAGCCACCUCACCAACUUUGCCGUGCUGAUGGCUCACCGAGAGAUCUACCAGGGCCGCAUCAAUGAGCUGCUGCUGUCGGUCAUCACCUGGGUGGGCAUCGUGAUCUCCCUCGUCUGCCUGGCCAUCUGCAUCUCUACCUUCUGCUUCCUGCGGGGGCUGCAGACCGACCGCAACACCAUCCACAAGAACCUGUGCAUCAACCUCUUUCUGGCCGAGCUGCUCUUCCUGGUCGGGAUAGACAAGACUCAGUAUGAGAUCGCUUGCCCCAUCUUCGCGGGCUUGCUGCACUACUUCUUCCUGGCCGCCUUCUCCUGGCUGUGCCUGGAGGGCGUGCACCUCUACCUGCUGCUGGUGGAAGUGUUUGAGAGCGAGUACUCCCGCACCAAGUACUACUACCUGGGCGGCUACUGCUUCCCGGCCCUGGUAGUCGGCAUCGCGGCGGCCAUUGACUACCGCAGCUAUGGCACCGAGAAGGCCUGCUGGCUCCGAGUGGACAAUUACUUCAUCUGGAGCUUCAUUGGACCGGUCUCUUUUGUUAUCGUGGUGAACCUGGUGUUCCUCAUGGUGACCCUGCACAAGAUGAUCCGGAGCUCAUCUGUGCUCAAGCCCGACUCCAGUCGCCUGGACAACAUUAAAUCCUGGGCCCUGGGGGCCAUCGCGCUGCUCUUCCUACUGGGCCUCACCUGGGCGUUCGGCCUGCUCUUCAUCAAUAAGGAGUCAGUGGUCAUGGCCUAUCUCUUCACCACUUUCAACGCCUUCCAGGGGGUCUUCAUCUUUGUCUUUCACUGCGCCUUACAAAAGAAGGUGCACAAGGAGUACAGCAAGUGCCUGCGUCACUCCUACUGCUGCAUCCGCUCCCCACCCGGGGGCGCUCACGGCUCACUCAAGACCUCAGCCAUGCGGAGCAACACCCGCUACUACACAGGGACGCAGGUAACGCAGAGCCGAAUCCGGAGGAUGUGGAAUGACACCGUGAGGAAACAGACGGAGUCCUCCUUCAUGGCAGGCGACAUCAACAGCACCCCCACCCUGAACCGAGGUACCAUGGGGAACCACCUGCUGACCAACCCCGUGCUGCAGCCCCGUGGGGGCACCAGCCCCUACAACACCCUCAUCGCCGAGUCGGUGGGCUUCAAUCCCUCCUCACCCCCUGUCUUCAACUCCCCAGGGAGCUACCGGGAACCCAAGCACCCUCUGGGAGGCAGGGAAGCCUGCGGCAUGGACACACUGCCCCUCAACGGCAACUUCAACAACAGUUACUCCUUGCGAAGCGGGGAUUUCCCUCCAGGGGACGGGGCCUCUGAGCCACCCCGAGGCCGGAACCUGGCCGAUGCUGCUGCCUUCGAGAAGAUGAUCAUCUCAGAGCUGGUACACAACAACCUGCGGGGCAGCAGCAGCGGGGCCAAGGGCCCCCCACCACCUGAACCCCCUGUGCCACCUGUGCCAGGGGGUGGUGGCGAGGAAGAAGCAGGCGGGCCCGGGGGUGCUGACCGGGCAGAGAUCGAACUUCUCUACAAGGCCCUGGAGGAGCCGCUGCUGCUGCCCCGGGCCCAGUCGGUGCUGUACCAGAGCGAUCUGGAUGAGUCGGAGAGCUGCACUGCGGAGGAUGGGGCCACCAGCCGGCCCCUAUCCUCCCCUCCAGGCCGGGACUCGCUCUACGCCAGCGGGGCCAACCUGCGGGACUCGCCCUCCUACCCGGACAGCAGCCCCGAGGGGCCCAGUGAGGCCCUGCCCCCACCCCCGCCUGCACCCCCCGGCCCCCCUGAAAUCUACUACACCUCGCGCCCACCGGCCCUGGUGGCCCGGAACCCCCUGCAGGGCUACUACCAGGUGCGGCGGCCCAGCCAUGAGGGCUACCUGGCAGCCCCCGGCCUCGAGGGGCCAGGGCCCGAUGGGGAUGGGCAGAUGCAGCUGGUCACCAGUCUCUGAGGGACCUCAUGGACCAGGGGCUGGUGGCCCAGGCCAGGGAGGGAACCCUGGGUGGGGCUCCGGUGGGAGAGGGAGACUCAUGGAGGCAGUGGCUGGUGGGCCACUCUCUCCAGGUGCCCUUCAGCCGUGGGCCUCUAGGCCCCUCAGGAGCUCUGCCGUGGGGGCCUGUGGUGCAGGGUUCACAGACAGGGUUUCCUACCAGCCAUGCGCACCAGCUCGAUUUGGGGGAAGUGCAGUAAGGAGGAGCCAAGAGGUCCCCAAGGUAGUAAGGAAGGAGAAACUGGAUGGGUGCAACCCACUCUUUACUUCCCCCCUUCCCUACCUUCUUGCCCCCUGGAGUGAAAUGAGGGCUUUGGUUUCCUGGGCCCUGCUGGAAGGAACCUGUCAGCUGCUCCUCUCUGCAGCCAGAAAUGCUGCACCAGGAAGGAGCAGUGGGAGCAGACAGACAGGUUCCUCUUGCACUACAGUUCCCUACUCCUGGAGACUGGGGCCUCUGGCCUGAGAGAAAGCCCCCCGGGCAAGCGGAAUGGGCGAUUGUGGCUGCUGGUUUAAAGGUGGAACUUUCUCUGAAGCUCCUUCCCUCUGUUCUUUGUCCUUGCCUCCCCAGCAAGCCUGCCCAUCAGCCUCCUCAAGUGCACCCAGUGACCCCCUCCCUUGGGGUGACUCCUGAUGAAGCACAACUCCCCUCAGGGCCCCCAGCCCACAGGGGUGGCCAUAUUUGGGCAGUUCCCAGUCCUGUGGGCUCGGCUAUCUGGGGAGCAGAUUUUGGGUCUGGAUCUCCCUGGGGAGUGGGUCCUGGGCUCGGAUCUUUCCCUAGGGGGCCAUCUUACCCCUUCCUCUCUCCUCCUCCUCCCCCAUUGCUGUAAAUAUUUCAACAAAAUGGAAAAGAAAAAAAAGACAAAAAAAAGAAAAAAGAAAAUCUCAUCACUUGAAGCCACCGGGAGCCUGUGGCCCAGCCAGCCCGGGGCUUUCUCCGGAGCAGAGUGGCGCCGCCGGGCCCUGGCAGCCAGGACUUCUCCGUGUAUGUGUGCAUCCCCAGCCGGGGUGGGCGGGCCGCCAGAGCAGCUUUUUACAAUCCAGAGACAGAAAACAAAAUCUAGAAGCAACAGCGAAACAAAGAACCUGUUUCCUUCCCGGCA
Leptonychotes weddellii (Weddell seal) is the source of this 6196-nucleotide messenger RNA. NCBI's taxonomy places the organism in Eukaryota, Metazoa, Chordata, Mammalia, Carnivora, Phocidae. The record is from RefSeq and is a predicted model, not a curated record.